AUGGCCGAUAAGAUCAGCUCCAUCACCGACCUCCCCCUUGACAUCCUCGUACUCGUAUUUCCCUACUUGGACGCCAAGAGCUUCCUCGCCCUCUGCAGCACGUGCAAAGCCUUCCAACAACCGUCGAUUCAACUAGAUCCCGCGUACUGGAGUUACCUCGCCAGAACAACAUUCCGCGUCCCGAACCAGCCAGUCGUACAACAUGACGGCGACCGCUGGCAGAAGAUGUAUCGUCGCAUGCUUACCCAGAGCCGCGUCUACACAUGGGGUCAUAACUCGCACAACCGCCUAGGGCACGCCCUUGACCCGGAAGACCAUACACAUGGCCGUCGUGGGCCUCGGAUGAGAGCUGGCAUGAUGCGGCCAGGCAGGCGCAUGUACGCGGCACACCAAGCCUUUCCGACAGAGAUGGACAAGACAAGAGACUUGGGCGUCAUCGCUGAUAUGCAGUGUGGUGGCUGGUCCACGACCCUGCUUACCUCUAAAGGCACUCUACAUACUGCCGGUGUGCUAGAUGGCCAACGGAUACUCCUCGCCAAUGGGCCUCUACAGCCGCUCCACUUCCCUGAAGGAUAUCCUCCUACCGCUACCGAUGCCCAAUACGAAGAGCCAACCGUCGCCAUUCGCCAGUUCUCCUCCGGUCGUGCACACAUACUCGGACUCUCUGACAGCGGUCGGAUGUGGUCAUGGUACGACGUCAAGAAACCUGCGCUCCAGGUCAAAUUCGCAACCCUACAAUUGAACGACAUCUCCCUGAACGACACAACGCGAACAACGUCCAACUUUGGGCAAAUAAAACAAGUCGUAGCAGGUUGGAGCCGCAGCUCGGCCUAUGUACAUGGCAUCGGCAUUGUCGUAUGGGAUCCAGUCGAACGGGAUCAUGGUGAGGACGGCACAGAUACUAUGCUUGUCUUGGAACACGCCGAGGUCCCCCAAACCGGCUAUCAACAUGUCAAAGGAACUCGCGAGUCCGAUGAGCAGAGGGCUCUAGGUCGAGAGGUUGGGGCGGUACUGAACUAUGUUCUGCUUGAGCAUUUUGUCUUAUUCACCACCGACCUUGGCAAGGUCUUCUGUGGUAAAUUUGGAGCCAAGAACCAAGUCGAGGAUGUUAUUGAGCUUCAGAUGGUGCGUCAUGAGAAAGGAGCUCCUCUUGACGUUCAAGGCUCGUUCCGCAAUUUUGCCAUCUUCAAGGACAACGAAGUGAUCACUGGCGAUCAAAACUACCUUGAAUCAUGCUGGAGCCAUCGUCACAAUAGCUCUGGAGGCAUGCAAGGCCUCAAGAAGAUUCCCGCUCUGCAGGGCACUAAUGUCAUCUCGAUCGCUUUCGGUGACUACCACUACCUGGCACUCCAUUCGAAUGGUAAAAUUACAUCGUACGGCACCGAGAAUGGUGGCUGUGGCUCUCUCGGUCUGGGCAUGAACGAUGACAACCUAGUCGGAAAUGCGCGCGGUAUUGUGUAUGAUCAAUUCAACAACAACGGCCAGUUGCUCCCUCACGCAUAUACGACCGGUCGUCAGAUUUGGUUCGACGCAAGGAAGAACGAGUGGCUCAGGGAGGUUAUGCACGACCAAGCGCACGCUGAAGAAAGCGCUUCGCGUAGGGAACUCUUUUUGAGCGACCAUAACGUUCAGGGUGAAGUCAGUGAGUGGUUUGAGCAAGAGGGCAGAGCCUGGGAUCAAGACGGUGGCGAGGACGGUCUUGGCGCAUAUUUCGCUCUCCAGGUGAGCGCUGCAGGAUGGCAAUCUGGUGCUUUGGUCUUGGUCAAUGAGGAAUUGGCUAAAAAGGAUUCGACAAACAAUCGCGAGGACAGGUCAUUUCCCAGGCUCAAGCUCUCUGACGGCAGCGAGAUGCCCGGUGAGAAGGACUUUGAUGAGUGGAGAGAGGGCCGACCGGAAUUUCAACUAAACGCUUAA
Alternaria burnsii is the source of this 1914-nucleotide messenger RNA. RefSeq lists its product as uncharacterized. The record is from RefSeq and is a predicted model, not a curated record. NCBI's taxonomy places the organism in Eukaryota, Fungi, Ascomycota, Dothideomycetes, Pleosporales, Pleosporaceae. The transcript has a single exon. The coding region runs from base 1 to 1914 and encodes 637 amino acids. Gene Ontology annotation, molecular function: protein binding.